AUGCCUACAAGCGAACUCGGCGAUCCAGCUCAUCGGAAAAUCGAUAUUGAGGCUCAUAUGCCCGGAGAGGGCAUAUUCGGUGAGAUAUCGAGCACGUCGAAUUGUACAGAUUAUCAGGCGGUUCGAUUGAAUAUACGUUGGAGGGAAGGCUCUGAACCAGAUGAAUAUCCCUACGCUUAUACUUUGAAUGGCACUGCUUGUGCUGUUACCCGAAUCCUUAAAGCUCUUGUGGAAACUCAUCAAAAUCCCGAUGGAAGUAUUGAAUUGCCUCCAAUUCUCUGGCCGUAUAUGAACGGAGUCAAGAAGUUGGAACCCAGCGAGAUACCUGUGGUGGUUUCGUGA
Molecule: messenger RNA, 342 nt
Organism: Rodentolepis nana
Lineage: Eukaryota; Metazoa; Platyhelminthes; Cestoda; Cyclophyllidea; Hymenolepididae
Source: the annotation of a GenBank genome assembly